AUGUCUUGGUCCAGAUCUCGACAGAAGGAUAUUCGGGCGGCAAGCCAUGCUGGAUCAUGGUAUACGAACGAUGGCGAUGAGCUGAAUGAGCGGCUCGAUGCAUGGCUAGCCGCAGUAGAACCAACGGAGGACGCGUAUCCUAUCAAGGGUUCCAAGGCCGUCAUCGCACCUCAUGCUGGAUACUCCUACUCAGGCCCAGCAGCAGCUUGGGCGUACAAGAGCAUUGACACGACUGGAAUCAAGAGGGUCUUCGUACUUGGGCCAUCGCACCAUAUCUACCUGGAUGGAUGCGCAUUAUCCAGGUGCAAGGAGUAUGCGACACCCAUCGGGAAUCUUCCGCUUGAUUUGGAUGCUAUCAAAGAAUUGGGGAAUACAGGAAAAUUCGAGUAUCUAGAUAUCAACGAUGACGAGGCGGAACAUAGUCUUGAGAUGCACCUCCCCUACGUUCGCAAGAUUUUCCAAGGGGACAUCCGCAUCGUACCUAUUAUGGUCGGCGCCAUCAAUGAGCGCACAGAGAAGGAGUUCGGCGCCCUUCUCGCGCCGUACCUCGCGCAGCCAGACACAUUCUGUGUCGUAUCCAGUGAUUUCUGCCACUGGGGCACUCGCUUCCAGUACACGUUCUACUACCCUUCUCCUACCGCUGAGUCGGGCUUGAGGCUCUCGCGCAGCGAACCACCCUCUCAGGACCAUCCGAUUCACGAGUCAAUCACUCGUCUCGAUCGCGAGGCGAUGGACAUUCUCACCAUCCCUCCUGGGAAAGCAUCCACAGCGCACCCAGAAUUUGCACGGUACCUCUCGCGAACCAAGAACACCAUUUGUGGCCGCCAUCCCAUCGGUGUGCUCUUUGGCGCCAUUGCUAAACUUGAGGAGACCCAAGGGACGGAAGCCACGGUCAAAUGGGUCCGAUACGAGCAUAGCAGCGAGUGCGAAACCAUACGGGACUCGAGCGUUAGCUAUGCUAGCGCAUGGGCUACAUUUUGA
Molecule: messenger RNA, 981 nt
Organism: Schizophyllum commune H4-8
Lineage: Eukaryota; Fungi; Basidiomycota; Agaricomycetes; Agaricales; Schizophyllaceae
Product: UPF0103-domain-containing protein
Exons: 8
Coding region: 1-981 (326 amino acids)
Source: RefSeq, a predicted model, not a curated record